AGAGGGAGGGAGGCAGAGCCAAGAGAGAAACAAAAAACGUGACUAGGCACCCAAAGCCUCCUGUUAUGCAACAACUGACCUACUAACAUACAUUAGAGACUCGGCAGCGAAAAGGAGAGAGCGAAAGGACGAAAUAAAGAGAGGAAAAUAAAGAGAGAGAGGGUGGGAGGAAUCGAAGCGAUCAUGACGGGAGGAGCGCACCAAAAUAAGCCACUGUAGUCUCACAUCUAUCGCCGCUAACAGAGCAGAGAGCUGUUGUUUUGAAAGCGUGAGCGAGUUUGAGAGGUACGCGGAACACUGGUUCGGUCUGAUGGGAAAGGCGGAUUGCUGGACAAGCGAACUGUGUGCGCCCCUGUGUGGAUUCUUUGAUUUUACGCGUUUUAAAGCCUUUCAUCUUGGUAUCAGCUGCAGAGAGAACAGAGUGAGGGAGGGAAGCUGAGACCAAGACUCCCGAAGAGACAAAUAUGCUGAGGUAGACAGAACGACCUACAUCCUGCAGCCCGUGUGAAGAUCUAGGACACUUUGUCUUCAGCUCAGCAAACUGUGUUGUUCAACUGAUAACCUUUAACAACCAAGACUGGAGACUAGAGAUCUAAUCCACCUCUUGUUUUUUUGGGCACUGAAAAGAGAACCCUGAAAGUGGAUAAAUGAGGGUUGCCAAUGUUAAACUUCACUUGCUCUUCAUCUUUUUAAGUUAUUUGAACACUUGAGUCCCAAAACAAUAAACAGGCUGCCUACUUGAGGAGGAAAGGUGUUUUCAUUACAGCCUCAUUGUUUCAAAGUGGCUUCGAGUUGCAAGAAUGGAAAAUCUAAGCCCAACUCUGAAAACAUUGAAUAAACCCUCAGGAAACGAUCUCAACAGCAAUGAGACCUUCAAUGAUUAUGAAGAGACUCUUCAAGGGACACCAGCUCGCUUGGGGCGUCUUAUAAAACCCAAGCCCAGUGUUACCUGUAGAAGGAAGCGCCAGUUUAUUUCUGAUGAGAAAAAGGACGCUUCCUACUGGGAGAAAAGGCGCAAGAAUAAUGAGGCUGCCAAGCGCUCUCGGGAGAAGCGCCGUCUGAAUGACAUGGUUUUGGAAAAUCGUGUUAUUGCACUGAAUGAUGAGAACGUGAGGCUCAAGACUGAGCUACUCCAGCUAAAGUUGCGCUUUGGUCUCAUAAGCACAGCGUCAUACAUCGAAAAGAGCCAACAGAUUGGUGUGAGCAAUGAUACAGGAAAUGGAGGCUCUUCUUCGUCUUCCUCUUCUACCCAGUACUACUCCAGUGGUUACUCAAGUGGUUCUCAGGUGAUGAUAAACUCUGAUUCCUCAGAAACAGAGCAGUCAGGACGCAGUGAUGGCCACAGGCAGCUGGUGAAGUACUCUCCACGGGGCUCCCUCUCCGACAUGUCCGAUGGCUCCUCAAGGGACAGCCCUGAGCCGAUACCAUUUGAUAUCAAACAGGAGGGCGACAGAUUGGAGAUGGACAUUACAAGUGGCACCACAACCCAGAUUAUGUUCAACAUUCACAGGGGUCCGGUUUCUGUGUCUACACACCACCAGAUUAAACAGCAUCAGGAAAUAGAAACUGCAUAUCACCACCCCCAUCUCCUUCAGCAGCAAUCACAACCCAAUCAGGAGACAGUUGCUUCUAUCAAAACCGUCAGCCAGACUAUCCCUCACCCACCUGCUGCCCAAAGAAGUGUCAUCCUGUAUGGCGCCAGCAGUGUCUCCUACCCAGUAGACAUUGUCACCAAACCCCAGGAUUUUGAUCUGCAGGUAGCCUUAAAGCACAACAGCAGCCAACUGCAACAUACUAUCACAGAGACCUCCACAGAGACUCUGGCUGAGGUAACAAAGCAGCUGGAGAGAAAGACAUUGGACUCCCCUCAAUAUGAGUUGUCAGACAGCUUUAAUGAGGCUAAAGAGAGAGAGGUGUACAGAGUCUGCCAAAUUACCCAGCAGCAGCUAGAGGAGCAACAACAAGGUUAUUCACCCUCAGAUCUCCUCAGUGAACAGGUUGAGAUCAGCCAGACCCAGUUGUACCACCAUCUUCAACAACCUCCUCAUUCCUACCUCAGUGCACAAGAUGAGGAGCCACCAGUGCUUAGCUACGAAGGUGGACCCAGAGCUGACAGUUAUCUUCAAAGUCAAUUAACGUCAUUAAGCGAUGGCGAACCCUGCAGCUCUGAUAAAGAGGCGUCAACAGAUGAUGAUGAAUCCCUAUCUUUGUCCUGCUCAGACAUGAGCAGCAUCCACAACCAACAUCUUUCUGGGAUCCUCCAAUCUGGUUCCCCUCUUCCCCAGUACCCAGGCUGCUCCCAGAUGCAGGGUUGGGAUCCCCAAGGGGAGGUUAGGGGAACAGCACUGCCCCACAAACUCAGACUCAAACACCGGGCCAUGAGCACCGGAAGCAGUGGUGGCAACUGCUCUGGACAGGAUUCCCCAACCACUCCUCCCUCUGCUACCCCACCUCCCCUCCCUCAGCACCCCUACCUUUCCCUCUCACCAUUGCAGAACAUUAAGCGAGAAAACCCAAGUGGUGCUUGCAAACUGGAAGCAACAAGAGAGGGGACAAAGAAGGAGAGUGCCAAAAAGGAAAGUAGUGGGCGACGGAACAAGUGGCGAGAUUAGGAGGCAAUUGCUUUAGAACGUAAGAAUGCAAGUUCUCUAAGACUACUCUGCCAUCAUGCCUUUGCCCUACUAUGAAAUGCCCUUCUGAAUCCCCUGGGACAUGAUUCUGGGCUUUCCUAUCCCCCAACCACCAGAUUCAAGAAAAAAUGACAUAUUGCAGUGCUGUGUAUCAUAUUUGUAUAUGUUGUACACAUUUGUCACUUCUUACAUCCUCUCCACACUUACUGAAGCAUGUUUGUUUAUGGGAUGAGGAGAAAUGGAACUCCCUGUUUUCUCAUUCAACAGUAUCCAGCAGAAUACACCGGCAAAAGCACAUUUUUGAUAGUAUACAAAAAGGAAUGUAAAAGAAAAAAAAAUCUACUUACAACAAAUUUGAUACAUAUCCAGCUGUAGAUAAACAUACACAUGUAUGGGUCUCUGCCUUAAUUACAAUCAAAUGCAAAUGUAUACCUGGGAUAUCCACUCGACCAAAGAAGCACCAACACUACAACUGUUAGUUUUCAUACCUCGUCCCAGACCUCUUCUCUGCCAGCCCCACACCCUCCCUCUUAAUCAUUUGCUUUAUUUUAGAAGAAAUCACAUUACAGUUAUUUUUGAAGCACUUGUUUUGUACAUAAAUGUGAUAUAAAUGAAUAUACGUAUCUAUUUUAAGCAUCUAUUUUAGAAAAAAAAAUGAAUACACAUCCAAUAAAAAUGCAGCAGAAGUGAUAAAUCUGAAAGUGACCAUCCUCUGACAAAUCACAACAAUACAGAAGGGGUGUUACAAGAUUUUGUGGCACGAGAUCUUGCAAUAGCACUAUCCAUUUGCUGACAUCACAUAGCUUUCUCUGGUGAUGGUUGUAAUCUAUUACUAGGAGCCUCACACAUAAAGGUGUGUACUUUCACUUUGAGAGUCCUCAUGUUUGAGACUAUACUAGAUGUUGAGUAUAAAAAAGAAAACAAUUACAGUGACAUGCUAGAUACGAAAUUUUUCUUAGCAAUCCAGCGACAACAUUGGUAUCUGCUUGUGCUUCUACCUGUUGACCGUAACCCAAAGAGUUGUUCAACAGUUUUUGUAAGAAGUUUGGACUGCAAACUUCUAGUUAUGGCAAUUAAAGCUAAUGAAGGCCUUAAACUGAAAUUAGACGACUCUAAAUUGAAUAUAACCACCAAUGAGGCUAAAUGUAGCCUCUGCUGUGGUGCUUCCUAUCAAGGCCCUGAUCAUAGUUGAACUGGAUAUUCCCACAUCAACUAGCAAGUAUUUAAAACACAUUUGAAGAUUUAUUUCACAUUUAUUCUAUUUUGAAAACCCUAAAAGAGAGACACUGAAUGUGUGGUUAAUUCAAACCUGGACCAAUUUAUUCUAUAUUGAUUACAGACUCAUAAAUUUAAAAAGCUGAUGUAAUUUGUGAAAUUUUUACUCACAAAUGGGGAAAUCUCAGUUUUUUCCUUAAAUUAUCUAAAAUCAUGUCUAGCCAAGUUCUUGUUAACCUAAUAUUGUGGACCGUCUUGUCUCAAGACAUGGAUGUACCGCUCGUCUAAUGAGCUGUAUCAUUACACCCUACUGCACAGCCAUGCUGUUUAUAGUUGCUACAGGACACACUCAGAUUAAACAGCUUUCUUCUGAUUUUCAAGCUUUGGCAUUAAUUAUUAGUAAAUUACUUGUUUACGCAGAAAUGGCUGUCCACUUUGGAGAGCCAGCAGCACUGAAAGGGGAAAGGUUUCUCCCUGAGGCGAUGGUCUCAAUAAAAUGUUAGGAUUAAUAAACCUUUAACCAGCCUUUAAGUAUUUGGUGGAAAUCACCAGCUGCAGGCUGUAAGCCUUUAGUUUCUUAGAGCUUUAUCAACUGUAUCUUGUUGUUACCAUUCACUGGCCCAAUGUAUUUAUUUCCCUGCCCUUCUACAUACCAUUCACUGUAAAAAAAUAAAACACAGAAACAUAGACGUAGAAUGUGUACAGUCCGUUUCAGAUACAUAUCACAACCUAAAAGUAGAACGUUUCAUGCUGGCAAAGGAGCAGAAGCAAGAAGAGUUUAGACACAUUCAUGUAAAAACACUGCAGUGCAGUGAGACUUAACUUAAGCCCUGAAUAUCUUCUGUUUACUUUUUAUGUCAUGGAAUAUGGCUCUGUAGUGUGACCAGAUAUGACCAUCAAGGCCCAUGACACACAUUGAACAAAAAUAAGGUUGUAGCUGAGUAACUCAAUUCUAAAGCCAAACUCGGCUUACGAUAAAACCGGACUAAAUGUCUAAUUUUAAUCUUUAAUUAAAAGUAGAGAGAGCUCUCCCUUGUUUCCCGACUGCCUCCAUAAUGCAUUUCAGGGGGUUGUAAAUCCCCUUUCUCAUGGUAGUUCUUCAACUGGAUUGUGACAAAUUGCCUUCACUGGAUUCUAGUUUAAAUGUCUGUGUACCAUGUUUGGCUUUUUGGUGCUUGUGUAUAAAUGUAAAAUUUCACAAACACUGUAAUGUUUGUUUCAUUGGUUUUGUAUUCUCUUUUUAGUCCAGGUGACGUUUGGUUAUCCUCUAUGCCGUGUCUUUGCUCCUACUGACUGUGAUGACAUGUAUUUGCCUCAUUCCUCUUUGUCCCCCACUUUUUCAGUGUGUAUUAAACAGUAAUGUUUGUGCUUUUCCUGAUGGUUUUUAUGGAAUGGCAUGGACAAAACAAGGCUACAUUGGUGUGGUGUUUUGAGAUGGGUGGUGGUUGGUCUGGCUGGUCAUUACCAUGUAAAGACACUAAUGUUCAUCGUUGAAAGAUGGGAGCAUUUCAAGAAAAAUAAAAAACUAAUGUUGCCCUUUUGACAUAUCAAUGAA
Molecule: messenger RNA, 5400 nt
Organism: Girardinichthys multiradiatus
Lineage: Eukaryota; Metazoa; Chordata; Actinopteri; Cyprinodontiformes; Goodeidae
Exons: 2
Coding region: 801-2612 (603 amino acids)
Biological process (GO): circadian rhythm; regulation of DNA-templated transcription
Cellular component (GO): nucleus
Molecular function (GO): DNA-binding transcription factor activity; DNA binding
Source: RefSeq, a predicted model, not a curated record